Messenger RNA from Trichechus manatus latirostris (Florida manatee), 2652 nucleotides. RefSeq names its product charged multivesicular body protein 1b-2. Lineage: Eukaryota; Metazoa; Chordata; Mammalia; Sirenia; Trichechidae. The record is from RefSeq and is a predicted model, not a curated record. Gene Ontology annotation, cellular component: multivesicular body; ESCRT III complex. The transcript is spliced from 8 exons. Gene Ontology annotation, biological process: protein transport; endosome transport via multivesicular body sorting pathway; late endosome to vacuole transport. Bases 132 to 731 code for a protein of 199 amino acids.
AGGAAGUGGGAUUCCAAACAAACGCGCUGAGCCGGUUCUCAGUUCAGGACGAGAACGGCACUCCGAACGCCCUCUCAUCAAACCGGUGCCACUACCCUCGGUUCUCGCCUCCCCAGACAAGUCGUGGGACCAUGUCGAAUAUGGAGAAACACUUAUUUAACUUGAAAUUUGCUGCCAGAGAACUUAAUAGAAAUGCCAAGAAAUGUGAUAAAGAAGAAAAGGCUGAAAAGGCCAAGAUUAAAAAGGCCAUUCAGAAGGGCAAUACAGAAGUUGCAAGAAUACAUGCUGAAAAUGCAAUCCGCCAGAAAAACCAAGCAAUUAAUUUCUUGAGAAUGAGUGCUAGGGUUGAUGCUGUAGCAGCCAGAGUUCAAACUGCAGUAACAAUGGGCAAGGUAACAAAGUCCAUGGCAGGUGUAGUUAAGUCUAUGGAUGCUACAUUGAGAAGUAUGAACUUAGAGAAGAUUUCUGCUCUGAUGGACAAAUUUGAACACCAGUUUGAAACACUGGAUGUUCAAACACAGCAAAUGGAAGACACCAUGAGUAGCACUACAACCCUAACAACACCACAAAACCAAGUGGAUAUGCUGCUUCAAGAAAUGGCAGACGAAGCUGGCCUUGAUCUCAAUAUGGAGCUACCACAGGGACAGACUGGUUCUGUUGGCACAAGUGUUGCUUCAACUGAACAGGAUGAACUAUCACAGAGACUUGCUCGCCUGCGUGAUCAAGUGUAACUUAAAGAACUGGUGCUUCUCUUUACUUCACUUGCUUCUAAAAUUUUCUUUGUGUGUAUAUAUAGAUAAGUUACACUCCGAUUAGAAUAAAAGCUCUAUAUAUGACAGAAUACUUAAACACUAUUUGUAUAGAAUGCUUUGUUUUGGCUUGCUCUGCUUUCUGAUACAUUAGGAAAUUCCAGGGAGUUUCCACUUUCACAAAUUUUAUAGUUCUAUAUAUUAUGUGUAAAAUGUGAGGGACAUAUUUUUGUAGGUGUCUUUGACAGAGCUAGCAUUAGCUUGUAUAUGAAACAUCUUCCUCAAAAAUGAAGUCAAAAUUCUGACACCAAAGUACUUAUAGAAUGAAGUACUUUAUAUAAAAUACAGUACAGAAUAAAGGUGCUUUUUUUUUAAUUCGAAGUAUAUUUUAGUCUCUGUAUACAUUGACAUGUGAUACAUAAAAGUAAAAGCAGGAAAAGCAUAUUUACUUAAUAUGUUUACAUGGCCAAAACACCUCAUUUAGCAUUAUACAAUGGACAAUGCUGUUUUUUUUUGUCUUGUGGUUUUGUUUUGCUAUCCAAACGUACAUGCAAUUUGCUUUCAAUCUGUGCUCAUCAACUUUUGAGUUUAGAUUGUCAUUGGAAUUUUUACCCAUCAGUCUAAUGACUACUAUUUGAAGUCCUUGACUUUUUAAAAAUUUUUCAUUGAUUAUUUUCUUUAUAUAAAUAGAAAAAUUCUGUAAUAUUAAAUUGAAGAAAUUAAAGUUUGCUCAUUUUUAAAAGUGUUCUCUUUGCUAAAUAUCAUUGUUGUUAAAAUCCCAGAAAAAUUUAACUCUUCAUACUUUCAAAUGAAAUUCUGAAACACGUUUAAGAUGAUUGUCCUAUUUCCACUGAACUCUUGUUAGGAUGUAUUUUAAAAGGAGGUUAAUUUGCAUUGCAUUAAUGUCUUUUACAUUUUUCCCUGGAACUCUUGUUGGUUUCAGAAAAUCUUGGCCUGUGUUUUUAAAUGAACCAACAACAAGGAAAAUAAAAUUGAACCAACUAAGUACUGGUUAAAUAUGUUCAUUUUUAAAUCUUAAAACAACUCUUUAAUAAUUUGAAGAAAUGAAGUAGAAAUAAAUAAAAUGUUUUUCUCAGCCAUGCAGAUAACUUCCAGCCCACUUGAAGUUGGGACUAUAGCAUAGGGGGUGGGGGCACCCUGAAAGUCAUGAAGUCAUAGAGAAGACGACUCUGGAAGGCCAGAGUCCUUGGGGGAAAGCAUUUGAUCUUUUCAUGACCAGUUGUACUACUCGCCAUCUCUCUAGGAAUAUUUUGCCAACUAAAAUGAACAAAUUAGCAUGUACUUGCAAUUUUCUGAUGUAACAGUCUCAGAUGUGGAGAAGUGACCAAGUAUAUUUUAGCAGGCAGACUACUAAUCUAGGUUAAGUAGAUAAAGUCUUCUUUACUUACUGCAAGAUUGAUCCAUGAAAGAAUUCCAGUGUUUCAUGAAAUUCAAUUGCAGAGCAGAUCUGUUUAGAAAGUCUUUCCAUUGUAAGCCAUGAAGGCAUUCAAAGUGCAAUUAUGGAGCCCUUUGCAAGACUCUUCUUCACUAUGUAUUCACCAUUCGUAUAUGAUGUUUCCUACUGUGAAUGACAAUGUGUAUGAGUGAAGAUGAUUUUCAUUAGUCAGUGAAAAAGAAAUUACUCUUUUGCUAAAUUUGGGUUAAACCUAUUUAACUUUCUUGGUACUUGAUUGUAUGGUGUUAACUCAAUGUGGAAGUCUUCUAUUAUAAUUGAUGUUUUAUCAUUUCUACUUUAAGUGUAAGUAUAUUUUUUGUAUUGGAACAUCCUGGGGAGCCAUAGAAGAGAUUAUUGCAGACUGAAAUACAGCUUCCUUAAUUUCCAUUGUUGGGAAUUUGUGUACUUAUGUUCUUUUGACUUGAAUAAAAAUUGUUAAAUUGUGAA